CCACAACAUGCUAUGUAGCGUACAGUACUAUACCAAACUACUCUUGCACCUCUUAUGCUACACACUACCUUACACCCCCGAAUUUGCCAACGAUUAAAUAUCACGCAAUUACAGUCGCGCCACCAAACCGAGACAACAGCGACCUACAGCCCCGUGGGACGGACAUGAUCGCGGUAUAGUUCCAUAGCCUAUUAUAUGAAAGGAAAAAGUCAAAAAAUAGUUAUUGUACAGUACUAUAGGUGGACUGGCGAUAGGAAUGUGGGCACAAGUACAAGUAUGGAGAAUCCGCCAUCCUAUUUCUCUUUACCUCCCCAUCGGAUCACCGCCGCAGCCUAUCGACGAACGUGUACAACGUGUUCAUUACAUCGCGAUGCCUAUUUCUUCCCGUUGGUCCUGCGAUAUACCCAAGUGCUCUCUGACUACGUAUCUAUUUGAGUCCCCAACCGCACCCCUGCCCAAGGAACCGCUAUAUAUUGACCCCCUAGAUCCCAAGAAAUUCGUCUCCUACCAUGCAUAUCGUUCUCUAGUUCAGCGGAUUGCCACAGGGCUCUUGGCCUUCGGUUUACGGCAUGGUGAUAGAGUGGUUUUGUUCUCUGGUAACAACAUUUUCUUUCCUUCGUUUUUUAAUGGAAUCGUUGCAGCCGGAGGGAUAUUCACUGGAGCAAACCCAAGCUUUCUUCUAAGAGAAAUAGAGCAGCAGAUUAGGAGUUCUGGGGCUAGGUUUUUGGUUGCCCAUAGAAGCAAUAGUGGUAUUGCGAGGGAAGCUGCGGAGAAUGUUGGAUUAGAUGAGGGGAGCGUCUUUAUGUUUGAUGAAGGGUUGGAUAUAACGGCUGAUGGGAAGAUUCUUGGGUGGGGGGAUAAAUCAAGUCCUGGUCGGACACGGCAUUGGAGCGAUAUUGUAGAAAAAGGUUAUGAUGGGUUUGUCUGGCAGGAGCUCAAGACCGAUGAAGAGCUCGACACUACCGCUGCAAUUAACUACUCCUCUGGGACCACCGGCGUCCCAAAAGGCGCCCAAAUCACUCACAGAAAUAUCGUCACAAACGCUCAUCAAGUGGUCUCUCUGCGCAUGCAGUCCAAUUCUGCUCCCAAUGACUCUCGCUGGCUAGCCAUGCUACCAAUGUAUCACGUAUAUGGCCAAACCUAUUACGCAAUCAUUGCGCCCAAACUUCGAGCUCUCGUCUACAUGCUUCAAAAGUUUGACUUUGGAGCCUUCUUAACGACGAUUCAAAAACACAAGAUUACCACUAUUGCCGCUGUACCCCCAAUUAUGGUUGCCCUGGCAAAGCACCCCGACGUCAUAAAAUUCGACCUUAGCUCCCUGAAUGUAUUAGGAUGUGGAAGUGCGCCUUUAAGUAGAGACAUUUCGAGGGAGGUGGAGGAAAGGGUAAUGAGGGGCCGGGCAGGAGAAGAAAGAGUAAACUUGAAGCAGGGAUGGGGAAUGACGGAGGCUACCUGCUCGGUCACAGGCUUCCACCCAGAUGACACGGAUGAGGAGGGUUCUGUCGGUGAAUUGCUACCGAAUUGUGAGGGCAAGGUCAUGGACGCCGAAACUGCAACCCGGGAACUCCCCCCGAAUACCCAGGGUGAGAUUUGGGUUCGAGGGCCUAUCAUUAUGAAGGGAUACUAUAGAAACAAGGCCGCAACUGAGGACACGAUCACUCCAGAUGGUUGGCUCAAGAGUGGGGAUAUAGGGUACUAUAAUGAAGCAGGUCGGUGGUUCAUUGUCGAUCGGAAGAAGGAACUUAUCAAAGUGAAAGGGAACCAAGUGGCCCCAGCAGAACUUGAAGGGAUGUUGCUAGAGCAUCCUAGUGUUGCUGAUGCCGCGGUCGUCGGAAUCCCACACGCUGAGGACGAACGACCGCGCGCAUACAUCGUGAAAAAACCAGGCACAACCGUAACCGCAGACGAGAUCAGCGAAUGGGUCAAGAAGCGAGCAAUAAGAUACAAGUGGAUCACCGGGGGUGUCAUAUUCAUUCCCGCGGUUCCAAGGAAUCCCUCGGGCAAGAUCCUCCGAAAGGGUCUCAGAGACAGAGCCAAAACUGAGACUAGAGACUCAGGAAAUGUAGCAGCCAAGCUGUAGCAAAAAGUUGGUACCGAAACCCCGGAUUACAGUGCCAUAGUUAGGUUUAUCCACUUAUUGAUACUCUUUCUUCCUUUGUUCUUUA
This is a messenger RNA of Tuber melanosporum (Perigord truffle), 2165 nucleotides long. RefSeq lists its product as uncharacterized. Lineage: Eukaryota; Fungi; Ascomycota; Pezizomycetes; Pezizales; Tuberaceae. Gene Ontology annotation, biological process: secondary metabolic process. Gene Ontology annotation, molecular function: CoA-ligase activity. Bases 371 to 2080 code for a protein of 569 amino acids. The transcript is spliced from 7 exons. The record is from RefSeq and is a predicted model, not a curated record.